Molecule: messenger RNA, 1641 nt
Organism: Glycine soja
Lineage: Eukaryota; Viridiplantae; Streptophyta; Magnoliopsida; Fabales; Fabaceae
Product: GDSL esterase/lipase At5g33370-like
Exons: 5
Coding region: 320-1435 (371 amino acids)
Molecular function (GO): hydrolase activity, acting on ester bonds
Source: RefSeq, a predicted model, not a curated record
UAACUCAAAGUCAAAGCAUGCAUCCACUAGAAAGUGGAAACUCAUUGUUCUUGCGUCUCAAUGCGACCAACCCAUCGAAAUUAAGCUCGUAACGUUGCCACAAUUUCUAGAGCUAGAACUUAAAACCGUCAAUAAAAGAGCACCCAAAAUCGGAAAGCCCUAAGCUCAUGCAAUAUUCAAUUAUUCAUGCUAUUUAUAACAUUGGUGGGAAAGGUACGUCUUCAAGACUUGUAUAUGUCUCCCAGGUAAGUAAGCUCCUCAUCACAUAUCUAAAACAAACCCUUCCAAAACCAAGACAAUACUUCAAAGGUUCAUUCCAAUGGCAUCCUCGUCAAGUUUUGUUCAUUUGGUAAAUCUAGGUUUAGUUUUAGUACUACUUGGCUUUAUUGUCCCUAGAAGUGAAGCCAGGCCAAGAGCAUUCUUUGUGUUUGGAGAUUCGCUUGUUGACAAUGGAAACAACAACUAUUUGCAAACCAUUGCUCGUGCUAAUGCCCCUCCUUAUGGAAUUGACUACCCAACUCAUAGAGCAACUGGACGCUUCUCUAACGGCUUCAACAUUCCUGAUUUUAUCAGUCAGGAACUUGGUGCUGAGUCUACAAUGCCUUACUUGAGCCCGGACUUAACGAGAGAGAAUCUCUUAGUUGGUGCCAAUUUUGCUUCCGCUGGCGUUGGAAUCCUUAACGAUACAGGAGAUCAGUUUAUGAACAUAAUUAAAAUGCAUCAACAACUAGAAUAUUUUAAAGAGUACCAACAACGACUGAGUGCUCUAAUUGGUGUCCCACGAACUAAAAGACUCGUGAAUCAAGCGUUGAUUCUCAUCACCGUUGGUGGCAAUGACUUUGUAAACAACUACUUCCUAGUGGAUUCUACUGCAAGGUCUCGUCAAUAUUCACUCCCGGACUAUGUCAAGUUUCUCAUCACUCGCUAUAGCAAGCACUUGCAGAGGCUAUAUGAUCUGGGAGCUCGGCGAGUUCUUGUGACAGGGACAGGGCCAUUGGGUUGUGCCCCUGCAGAAUUGGCUAUGCGAGGCAAAAAUGGAGAAUGUUCUGCUGAUCUACAACGUGCUGCAGCAUUGUACAACCCUCAAUUAGAGCAAAUGCUACUUGAACUCAACAAGAAACUUGGCAGCGACGUUUUCAUUGCUGCAAAUACAGCACUCAUGCACAAUGACUACAUCACCAAUCCCAAUGCUUAUGGAUUUAAUACAUCAAAAGUAGCUUGUUGUGGACAAGGACCCUACAAUGGUAUGGGGCUAUGCUUGCCAGUCUCCAACCUAUGCCCCAACCGAGAAUUGCAUGCAUUUUGGGAUCCAUUCCAUCCAACUGAAAAGGCAAACAAACUUGUUGUAGAACAAAUUAUGUCAGGUUCUACAAAGUAUAUGAAGCCUAUGAACCUCAGCACAAUUCUGGCCUUGGAUGCUCGAGCACAUUCGUGAAGAUUAAUUACAAAUUAACCUAAUAAUGAAUAGUUUGUUAUCACUAACUUGGUCCUCAAUGCCAAUGCAUGAUAGCUCUUACUGUAAUUGGAUUUGUUGUUUGUAUGGAAUCAAUUAACUUGUGUAAUUUUCGUAAUGUAUCCAUGAUUGGAGCUUGAAAUCUCAUCAAGCUAUUACUUAAUUGUUUUGACUUUCAAAGAUAGAAA